CAAAGUGCUUAUCAUCCAGCAGGACCACCUGCCACCACCACUUGGCCAAUCUUCUCUUCCUCUUCACAUAUUUUUUAGUACUAUAUAUUCCUUCAGUAUUCACUCACUCCCACAACAGGUAGAAGAUGGGUAAGGGAGGGAUGUCUCAUGGUGCUGCUGAAGGCAAAGAUGGUGAAGAAGAGAAUAUGGCUGCUUGGCUUCUUGGUAUCAAUAACCUCAAAAUUCAGCCUUUCAAACUCCCACCUCUUGGACCUCAUGAUGUUAGAAUUAGGAUGAAGGCUGUUGGCAUAUGUGGUAGUGAUGUACACUACCUCAAGAACCUGAGAUGCGCAGAUUUUAUUGUCAAAGAGCCAAUGGUUAUAGGGCAUGAGUGUGCUGGGAUCAUAGAGGAAGUUGGGAGUGAGGUGAAGAGCCUAGUGGUCGGUGACCGCGUGGCAAUAGAGCCUGGAAUCAGUUGCUGGCGAUGCAACCUUUGCAAAGAAGGUCGAUACAAUCUAUGCCCAGAGAUGAAGUUUUUUGCAACUCCACCGGUUCAUGGUUCUCUUGCGAAUCAGAUUGUUCAUCCGGCAGACCUAUGUUUCAAGCUGCCGGAAAAUGUGAGCUUGGAGGAAGGGGCAAUGUGUGAGCCAUUAAGUGUUGGUGUGCAUGCUUGUCGCCGAGCUGAUAUUGGCCCUGAAACAAAUGUCUUGGUGAUGGGAGCAGGACCUAUUGGACUUGUCACAAUGCUAGCUGCUCGUGCUUUCGGGGCACCCAGAAUUGUGAUUGUGGAUGUGGAUGACCAACGUUUAUCUGUUGCAAAGGAGCUUGGUGCAAAUGAGGCUGUCAAAGUUUCAACUAAUAUCCAGGAUGUAGCUGAUGAAGUGGUUCAGAUACAAAAGGCUAUGGGAGGUGGAGUAGAUGUGAGUUUUGAUUGUGCCGGCUUUAACAAAACCAUGGCAACAGCCCUCAGUGCUACUCGUCCCGGUGGGAAAGUUUGCCUUGUGGGAAUGGGUCACAGCGAGAUGACUGUACCACUUACUCCAGCUGCUGCAAGGGAGGUCGAUGUGGUUGGCAUAUUCCGAUACAAGAACACAUGGCCACUGUGCCUGGAGUUUCUGAGGAGUGGUAAGAUUGAUGUGAAGCCUCUGAUAACCCAUAGGUUUGGAUUUUCCCAGAAGGAGGUGGAAGAAGCAUUUGAAACUAGCGCUCGCGGUCGUAAUGCCAUUAAGGUCAUGUUCAAUCUGUAAUGUUCAUGUGAGCUACAAGCUGUCAUGUUUAUAUAUACAGUUGAAUAAACAAUAAUAGACUUUGGAACCAAAAAAAAAAAUAAUAAUAAUAAUGAUAAUAAUAAUAAUAAUAAUCCUUAAUAUCAAUUUUAUUUUAUUA
Ziziphus jujuba (common jujube) is the source of this 1365-nucleotide messenger RNA. RefSeq names its product sorbitol dehydrogenase. NCBI's taxonomy places the organism in Eukaryota, Viridiplantae, Streptophyta, Magnoliopsida, Rosales, Rhamnaceae. The record is from RefSeq and is a predicted model, not a curated record. Gene Ontology annotation, molecular function: oxidoreductase activity, acting on the CH-OH group of donors, NAD or NADP as acceptor; zinc ion binding. The transcript has 6 exons. Bases 126 to 1226 code for a protein of 366 amino acids.